Messenger RNA from Gossypium arboreum, 1213 nucleotides. RefSeq lists its product as uncharacterized. The transcript has a single exon. The coding region runs from base 80 to 1024 and encodes 314 amino acids. The record is from RefSeq and is a predicted model, not a curated record. Lineage: Eukaryota; Viridiplantae; Streptophyta; Magnoliopsida; Malvales; Malvaceae.
UGACAAUGUAUAAACUUAUACAUUAUCAAUGGCUGAAAUACAAAGUACAAAAUAUGCAUAUUGCCAGGUUAGGGACUGAAUGAUGCAUGAAUGCCAUGAUGAGGCACCAAAAAUGUUGGUCAUAGGUCAGUGGAUUCCAAUGGUGAAACCAUACCCCACUGGUUUCAGUGAUUCAAUCAACACAACUUUUAAAAGCAAUCCCAACACAUUUCCCCUUCUUUCCCAGUUCCUACACCACUUUAUCUCAUCACACCCUAAAAUUUUCCAUCUCACUUUCCCUCACCUUCUCUCUUCCCAAUCACCUCUCUUAUCAUUUCUCUCCUUCAAAGCAAUGAAAGCCAUGCAACAAGGAAGAAGGUUUCUAAAAAAACUCAAAUUCAACCCUACAAAUACAAAGAUCAAAGGCUUAGUCUUUCACCUUAAUGUCCCGGAAUCACCGUACGUUAAAGAUCGAAAACACAAAGAACCCGAAACCGACAUCCUCGACCCGGAAGAACAUCCAUCUUUAUCGGAUUUCGAAGAGAAAUGUCCACCAGGAGGUGAAAAUUCAGUCAUUUUCUACACAACAAGCUUAAGAGGUAUACGUAAAACAUUUGAAGAUUGUAGCAACGUAAGGUUUCUUUUAAAUAGUUUCAAAAUAACAAUCCAAGAACGAGAUGUUUCAAUGGAUAUGGGGUACAGGGAAGAGCUAUGGGAAAUCUUGGGUGGUCGAGUUAUACCUCCGAAAGUGUUCGUUAAAGGCCGGUACAUCGGUGGAGCCAACGAAAUUAUCGGACUACACGAACGAGGCGAGCUAAAGAUGCUAUUGGAAGAGGUACCAUCGAACGGUGGCAUCGUCAAUAAUGUGUGCAAUUCUUGUGCCAAUUUGAGGUUCUUGAUUUGCACUAGUUGCAAUGGCAGCCGCAAGGUUUAUGAAGAAAAAGAUGAUGAUCAUCAUCAUCAUAAGAAAGAUAAUGAGUUUUGCAUUAAGAAAUGCAAUGAUUGUAAUGAAAAUGGAUUGGUCAAAUGCCCAUUUUGCUGCUGAAAGAAAUCUAAGUCCCAUUUAGAAGGGUCCUGAUUUAGUGUUUUGUGGAUGAACAAAGUGAUGAACUCUGUUUUUUAUUAUCUAAUUUCUUUUCUACUAAUAUUAACAAUAGUCUAAAUUAUGCUUUUUCUUUGUUACUUGAAGAAUUUCUUUUUCCAAUUUAUGUUAUUCGAAUUGUUACUUGAAGAA